GCAGAGACACCUCGCGAAAAAAAUUGUCGUUUUAAGUUUAUUGAUAGUUAUUCGCAAUAAGCCUAUAACACCUUUUAUUUUUCGCGAACGCUCCCUUUAAAUAGACGGUCACUUAAAAAUUACAAUUACAGUCCCUUUUAAUGAUACUUUAUAAACAUUUCUUCUAUGCAUAUUUCAGCAAACCCUGACCAUGUGAUGAUCCCAAUUCUUGUAAGUAUUUCUCUGGUUCCGAUGAUAGUUCUCUUCUUAAUAUGUGUUAUCAGGUAUAAGAAUGAAACAAGAAGAAAAAGAUCCAAACUUCUCUCAACGGUUGAAGCUAAGCAACCAGUCCGAAUUGUCAGAUUUACAGAAUUUUCUCUGUACACAGUGGACGAGGAGGGACGAGUUCAAUCCUCUCCGGACCAAAUGAAAUCUACUCCGUUUCCUCCUUCCCAUCCUUUCAUCUCCUCAGUCGAAACUCAACCUGAGAACGACUUAGAGAUUUCUGAACAUCUCUUGCCAGAAAGUUCUAACAUUCAGAACCCAGAGAAUAGUUGGAGAUGUAAACAUCAUCAGAAACCAAAAAGCAAGCACAGUAAAUGUGUACAGACGUCGCCUAAAGAAACUCAACGUAUGCCUUGUAUAGAUCCAGCUCCCAAACAGACAUUGAGGUUCAUUCUCAGACGAUAAACUGCAACAAAACAUGAACAAAAUUCCUGUCCUGGUUCCAGUAAUGGUUUUAACUGAAUAAUACCGUCGUGGAUUUUCAAAAUUUGGGUUUAAGUGAAUGACCGAAAAGUUUUUUUGCUGACAUACAAACGGAAUGCAAGGAAAUGAAAACAUUGUGCAGUGUCUUUUCUUAAAAUAAAAACUUUAAAUGA
Eurytemora carolleeae is the source of this 860-nucleotide messenger RNA. RefSeq lists its product as uncharacterized. Bases 166 to 669 code for a protein of 167 amino acids. NCBI's taxonomy places the organism in Eukaryota, Metazoa, Arthropoda, Copepoda, Calanoida, Temoridae. The transcript is spliced from 4 exons. The record is from RefSeq and is a predicted model, not a curated record.